AUCCCGAUCUUGCUUUUUCUUCUUUUAAAUUGAAUCAAAAGUGUUUAAUUGGGGGUUGAUACACUACUCGAACCUUUAAUACCUUUAUUAUGCCAAGCACGCUUGCAUUAGUUGAUAUUUGUGGCUAUUUAUUUUUUUCCACGGUUCUGUUUUGGUCGUCCCACGCAGGCAGACUUUUGUUUACAGUAGCUAAGUAGAUGAGCUAUGCUGGGCCCGGAAGAAACUAAGGCCAUUUUGCACGUUGCUGCGUUCAAAUAAGUGGAUUGAACAUCGGUUUUUAAUGUAAAAGGAGAACAUUUGUAGACUCUUUUGGGAACACGAUGAUCGAGGUGGUGGCCUCCAUGGCGCGGGGCCCCGUCUUUCUGGCCGGGGAACUAAUGGAGUGUCUCAUUACCUUCAGGAAUCCUAUGUCACACUUCUCUACCUCUGCAAGCAGUGAGAUGUUGGCGUGGGCAAGUGCCCAGAUUCACUGCCAGUUCCACGCCAGUGAGAACAGGGUGAGCCUUCCAAGCCAGGGAAACAAGCAGGAUGUUCAGGCUGAAAGUGACACAGUACUCAUUCCAAGCAGAGGCGAGAGAGGGCAGUGUGUUCUGGACACACCACCCAAGAUCUUAUUCUGUGACCUGUGUCUGGAUCCAGGAGAGAGCAAAACCUAUUCAUAUAGCGAGGUAGUACCCAUCGAUGGCCCUCCCAGCUUCCGGGGCCAGGCGGUGAAGUACGUCUACAAACUCACCAUCGGCUGUCAGAGGGUUAACUCUCCCAUUAAACUCCUCAGAGUUCCCUUUAGAGUUCUGGUUCUGCAGGGCAUGCCAGAACCCUCAUUCGCUCAGGACGAUGAAGUUUCUCCAUCAAACCCCUUCCUGGAGGAAGAGGAAGCAAGUCGGAGGGAUGCUCGGCCGUUGGAGAGAGCACUAGACAUGCUCAUGGUCUCCACAUCUAGACGCUGCCCACACAUGUUUAAUAUCACUAAUGUUCGAGGAAAAGUGGCAAAGUUCUGCAUCUUCAAGACUGUUUACAGAUUAGGAGAGGACAUCAUCGGCACAUUUAACUUCUCAGAGGGGGACAUUCCCUGCUUGCAGUAUUCAGUGAGCCUCCAAAGUGAGGAAGAGAUACAGCAGGAGUACCAGAGGCGUCCUGGCCAGGCUCUCAGUGUGACGGGACACGGUCGUCAUCUGGAGUCUUGCCUGCACACGGCAUCCAGCCACUUCUCCCUCCAUGCUCCCCUUAACGUCACACCGGGUUUCAGCACAGAUAUAGUUACCCUGAGGUGGCGCCUGCACUUUGAAUUCGUUACGGCGCGGGAGCCCGUUGAGCUGCCCACUGUGCUUCGGAACGAGUCAAAAGUGACGGUGUGGACCGGGGCGGAGCACGUGGAAGUAGAUACCUUCAGCUGGGACCUGCCCAUCAAGAUCUUGCCCACCAACCCAGCCCUGGCAUCCUACGAGUCGCAGUUCACAGGAAGCAACAGCAUCAACAUUUGACUUCCACCUUUAUAGGCCAGAAAAUGGCACUUUUGACACCAUAACAUAUCCCUUAUAAUGAACAUUGCCAUGUUUUUAGACUUUUACUUGAUUUCAUGUUCAUUAAAAUGAAGAUGAAGACGCUGACAGACUAAUAAGUACAAA
This is a messenger RNA of Entelurus aequoreus (snake pipefish), 1625 nucleotides long. RefSeq names its product GP1 homolog, RAB6A GEF complex partner 1 (gene rgp1). The record is from RefSeq and is a predicted model, not a curated record. Bases 321 to 1481 code for a protein of 386 amino acids. Gene Ontology annotation, biological process: retrograde transport, endosome to Golgi. Gene Ontology annotation, cellular component: Ric1-Rgp1 guanyl-nucleotide exchange factor complex; Golgi membrane. NCBI's taxonomy places the organism in Eukaryota, Metazoa, Chordata, Actinopteri, Syngnathiformes, Syngnathidae. The transcript has 9 exons.